Molecule: messenger RNA, 630 nt
Organism: Thlaspi arvense
Lineage: Eukaryota; Viridiplantae; Streptophyta; Magnoliopsida; Brassicales; Brassicaceae
Source: the annotation of a GenBank genome assembly
AAGCUUCAGAGUGAGGCUCUUAGAGAAGCCAUCACAACGGUGAAGGGCAAAUCUGAGGAGAAGAAGCGCAACUUUGUGGAGACAGUGGAGCUUCAGAUUGGGCUGAAGAACUAUGACCCACAAAAGGACAAGCGUUUCAGUGGUUCCGUCAAGCUCCCACACAUUCCUCGCCCGAAGAUGAAGAUCUGUAUGCUUGGAGAUGCCCAGCAUGUUGAAGAGGCUGAGAAAAUGGGACUAGACAAUAUGGAUGUUGAGGCUUUGAAGAAGCUCAACAAGAACAAGAAGCUUGUGAAGAAGCUUGCCAAGAAGUACCAUGCUUUCUUGGCUUCUGAGUCUGUCAUUAAGCAGAUUCCUCGUCUUCUUGGUCCUGGAAAGUUCCCAACUCUAGUGAGUCACCAAGAGUCGUUGGAAUCGAAGGUGAAUGAGACUAAAGCGACAGUGAAGUUCCAGUUGAAGAAGGUUCUUUGCAUGGGUGUUGCUGUUGGUAACCUCUCAAUGGAAGAGAAGCAGCUUUUUCAGAAUGUGCAGAUGAGUGUCAACUUCCUUGUCUCCCUCUUGAAGAAGAAUUGGCAAAACGUAAGGUGUUUGUACUUGAAGAGCACCAUGGGACCACCACAAAGGAUCUUUUGA